Molecule: messenger RNA, 4310 nt
Organism: Pristis pectinata (smalltooth sawfish)
Lineage: Eukaryota; Metazoa; Chordata; Chondrichthyes; Rhinopristiformes; Pristidae
Gene: ca5a
Product: carbonic anhydrase Va
Exons: 10
Coding region: 493-1326 (277 amino acids)
Cellular component (GO): mitochondrion; cytoplasm
Molecular function (GO): zinc ion binding; carbonate dehydratase activity
Source: RefSeq, a predicted model, not a curated record
CGGGCCGCUGAUUGUUGGUGGCGCGCUCGCUCCCUGCGUUUUGCCCAACUGUCCGGCGAUCAGCAGGGGGAGAGCGAGGCUGCCCGCACUCGGCGCAAGCAGCAGAGCUCCAGCAGCCAGCUGGAGAAAAACUCCACUGCUGCUACUUCGACGGUAUUUUGCGCUUAAUAUUGAGCUGAACUUUUACCGGUAACUUCAUGUCCCGUAACUGAUGAAUCCGUUGGUGUUAUCAGUUGAACUGGUACUUUCCUGCUUUUAAACAUCUGUCAAAAAAUGUAUUCUGAUUUCCAGCAUCCACAAUAUUUCACUUUGGUAUUUUGCAUCUGCCUUCACUAGAAGAGGAUGCUGCUGUUGCAACAGUAAAGGAAAAAGCAGUAGCAGUAUUGGAUAGGAUAAAAAUAGACAGAGCCAAUUUGAAUGCACAGCCCUGGAAAUAUUGUUAAUUAACCAGAUGGUCUGAUGUUUGGUGAUUCAGUUUUGUGACAAAUUGGCAUGGUUUUCUGGGAAACUAGCUUGUUCAGGAAAGGUAACAAUGAUGAACAAGAAUGGCAGAACUGCACAUCUGCUUCAAACGGGGCCCGACAGUCUCCAAUUGACCUAAGCACUGCCAAGAGUGUGUACGAUCCGAAACUGAAACCUUUACAUAUCUCGUAUGACCCAAGUAGUUGCCUUCGACUCACAAACAACGGCUACUUUUUCCAGGUGGAAUUUGAAGACUCCAAAGACAACUCGGUUAUUAUCAAUGGACCACUGCAAAACCAUUACAGAUUGAAGCAAUUCCAUUUUCACUGGGGUGCAGAAAAUGAUCGGGGAUCAGAGCACACAGUUAAUAAUCAGGUCUAUCCUGCUGAGCUUCAUCUGGUUCACUGGAAUCCAGUGAAAUACAAGAACAGCGAUGAAGCUGUUCUGUCUGAAAAUGGCCUUGCAGUUAUAGGAGUGUUUUUAAAGCUUGGAAGAAGGCAUGAUAGUCUGCAGAAACUUGUGGAUGCACUACCGGCUAUUAAAUAUAAGGACUCAGCAGUUGAUUUCUUCAAUUUUGACCCUGGAUGUAUGAUUCCAUCUUGUUCUGAUUACUGGACAUAUCCUGGUUCUUUGACUACACCACCAAUGACUGAAUCUGUUACCUGGGUCAUUAUGAAGGAUCCUAUUGAAGUUGGUCUUGAACAGCUGGCUGUGUUUCGUAGUUUGUUUAGCACAGCUCCUGGGGAAAAGCAAAAACAUAUGGUGGACAACUACAGACAAUUGCAGCCUUUAUUGAAACGGACUGUGUAUACAACAAUCCCAUCUUCCCCUGAAAAUGGUUCUCAACAGAAAACGCAUACCUGAAUGUGGGAAAACUUUUCAAAUGAAUGUACCUGAGCGCCUGCCUUAUAUUUUAAGCACAUUAAAUAACUUCUAUGGUUGGGUGAACUGGGGAAAAAAAAAUUGCUUGAACUUCAACGUUUACAUAUAAAAUCUUCUAAAUAUAUCAAAAGCUAGACAGAGUUCAGAACAUAUUUAUAUAUUUGGGUGCUUUUUAUAAUUUGGUAUGGUUAAAAUUUAUAACUAUUAUUUGCAGUUGGAAAUUAUAUCUAUUAGGUGCUUGUAUCAUUUAGAAUGACAUAGAAAAAUUGUCAAUGUUUUACAAGGAAUACUAAAUAAAACCUCUCAAACUUAGUCUUAUAUUUAUCAGUGGAACAUUGUUCACAAUCUAUACUUCUAUAAUAUUAGGAACUAUUUCAACAUGAUAGUGAUAGUUGAGGAAAAUGUUGACUAAAAAUGUUAAUACACCAUUGGGUGCAUUCUGGAAUGGUGCAGUGGCAAUCACUAUUGGCAGUUGGAUGAAAGCUUGUGGCUUCUGUUCUAUAGUAGCUAGAAAAGGCCAUUUGGCCCAUUGUGUCUCUUCUGCUAUGCAAUAAGAUCACAGCCUAUCUUUUGCCUCUGUACUUCUUCCCUUUCAUUAACCCCAUAUGCCUUGAUUCUCAAUAUCUGACAAUCUAUUGAUCUGUCUUGAAUAUAUUCAGCAACUGAACUUCCACAGCCCCCUUGGGUAGAGAAUUUCAGUGAAAUUUCUUAUCUCUGCCCUGAAAGGCCAAAUCCUUAUUGAGCCAGGGGAAAUGUUAACUCCACACCUAUCCUUUCAAGCCCCAUUAAGCUUUUGUACACUUUAAUGAGAUCACUCAUUCUUCUAAACUUCAGAGUGUAGGCCUGGUCUGCUUACUCACUUUUCAUAUGUCAAAUCUGUCAUUGCAGGAAUCAAUAUGAUGAAUUUUUGCUGCAAUCCCUCCAUCACAGUUUUACCUCUAGAUAGGGAGAUCAGAACUGUAUAUAAUAUUCCAAAUACAAUCUUGCAUUCCUCUAAUGUUCUUGCAAUAAAGGUCAACAUAAAUUUGUCUUCCUAAAUGCUUGCUGAAUCUACAUGUUAACUUUGUGAUUUGUGUACAAAGGCAUCCAGGUCUUUGUGAAUGCCAGCACCUCUCAAUCACUCACCAUUUAGGAAAAAAUAUUUUUUUUAAACAAAGUGGGUAAUGUCAUAUUUUCCACAUUUUAUGCCACCUACAAUAUUCUCACCAAUUCAGUUAACCUAUCACUAUUUAUCUGCAGCCUCUCUUCAUGGUCCUUGUAACUACAAUGCCACCCAGCUUUGUAUCAUUAGCAAAUGUGGAUAGACACUUGAUUCCUUUAUUGAAAUCAUUGAUUGUGGACAGGUGGGGACAAAUACAGAUACCUGCAGCACCCCAUUACUCUCGGACUCCAAACCCAAAAAUGACCUUUUGUGUUCCUUCUGUUUCCUUUAAUGCCAUUAAUAUCCCUUCUGUGACAUCUUAUCAAAGCCCCUUCUGAAAGUCCUCUUCUGAUUUGUUCAUUUAUAAUCUAGUUGGGUCUGCCCAAUUCUAUAGUCAUUUUCUAAGUACAGGGACUCCCUGGGUUACGGAUGACUUGACUUGCAGAAAUCUGACUUUACACAAAUUCUUCUAUACAUUUUUAAAGGAUUUUUCAAGCUGGUAAUAAUAAUAUGGUUGGUGUUCGUUAAUGACUAGAUACAAUAUAUAUUAGUUUAAUUAUGGGUAGUAUUAAGGUGAUUAUUCAAUGAAAUGAAUUAUAGCAAGUGUAUGCAGAGCAAUAUGAUAUGGGUUACUAAAGAAAAUGGACAUUUCUGACUUGGAGAAAUCUGCUUACAGACAGUUCUCAGGAAUGGGACUUUCUGUAUCCUGUUACCACUUCCUUAAUGAAUUCCUGCAUUUUUCACUUCUGAUGCCAGCGUGAAUGGUUCCUAUUUCUUGUUUCCUCUCGCUCUCUCCCCCCAUAGCAGGGUUACAUUUGCUGCCAAUUUCUGGGAAUUGUUUUAGAAUUUAUGGAAUUUUGCAAGAUGAAAACCAAUGCAUUUACUAACUCCAAAGCUACCACUUACAAAACUAUAGAUUCCAAGUUAUUAAGUCCUGAGUAUUUAUUGGCUUUCAGUCCCAUUAACUUCAAUGAUUUUAUUAAUCAGUGAUUUUAUUUGUCAAACUUUUGCUAAUCUUUUCCUUUUUACAUAUGUAGAAGCUUUAACAGUUUGUUUCUCAUUAGACUAAUCUUGCUUUUCCUUAUCAAUACUUCUGUUGUCCUUUGUUGAAUUCUGAAAUUUUUCCAAUCCACAGGCUGACUUUUUUUUGUUUGGCAGCAUUAUAAGCCUCUUCCUUUGUUAAGAACUGGUACUGAGGAACUCUUGCAGUGAUGUGGUUGGGUGCGAUGAUGAACCAGAACCAAGGAAGGUGCACUAGCAAAUUUACUUUCUUGGGUGGUUUGGCUUGUCACUGGACAGUCUAAUAAACUUCUACAAAUGUAUUUGAGAGUAGCCUGACUGGCUGCAUCAUGGUCUGGUACAGCAAUUUGAAUGUGCAGGAACAUAAGUAGCUGCAGAGAGUAGUGGACUCUGCCCAAUACAUCAUGGGCACAUCCCUCCCCCACCAUCAGUAGUAUCUACAGGAGGCACUGCCUCAAGAAGGCAACAUCCAUCAUCAAAAAAUCCCCACCAUCUAGGCCAUGCCAUCUUCUCAUAGCUACCAUCGGGCAGAAGGUACAGAAGCCUGAAGUCCCACACCAGGUUCAAGAACAGCAACUUCUCUGCAACCAGUUGGUUCUUGAACCAACUGGCACAACCCUUAUCACUUUGCACUAAAGUGGACAUUUUUUUUGUUCUAAUUGUUCUUUCUUAAACAAAUUAUGUAUAAUUUUUUCAUCUUUUGAAUGCUGCUUAUGAUGCUAUGUGCCUGUGAUGCUGCUGCAAGUAAGUUUUUCAUUGCACCUGUGCAUACAUGUAUGACAAUAAACUUGACUCUGACCAUUGA